Miscanthus lutarioriparius is the source of this 1503-nucleotide messenger RNA. The record is from the annotation of a GenBank genome assembly. Lineage: Eukaryota; Viridiplantae; Streptophyta; Magnoliopsida; Poales; Poaceae.
AUGAAGCCCCCGGCCGGCGGCAGCGGCAAGGGCGGCGCGGUGGAUCCCUCUCUGCCGCGGUUCAGGUGCCAGGAGUGCCGCAGCGCCCUCGUCGUCGUCGGGGUCGAAUCCUACGCCGACAGGCUGCCCGCACAUGCCGCGCCCGGUAAUCAUGCAUCUUCUGUUCAGGGCAGUGUUAUGGGUGCAAGCAAGAUGGACAAUUCUUAUGUUGUGCUAUCCAGGCAGAACAAAUCUCAGGGUCCUAGAAUUCCCCCACGCCCACCAAGUGCAGCAGCGGCACAUACUGAUCCCAGCCAACCAACAAGAGCGAUAGAGGGGUCAUAUAUAGUGCUUCCACCUCCUGCCGCUUCCAUAUACAAGACACCUGCCUCUGAAGGAGGUGGUGCGCAGCUCACAGCACCAGGUGUAAACUCCAGUAGCCCCUCGCAGGGAAACAAUUCCGGGUUUCACUCUAGUGUUACUGUGCUGAAAAGGGCUUUUGAGAUUGCUAGCUCGCAAACUCAGGUUGAACAGCCACUUUGUCUGGAAUGUAUGAGGGUUCUUUCUGAUAAGAUGGAUAAGGAGAUUGAAGAUGUUAAUGCUGAUAUUAAAUCUUAUGAGGCCUGUCUGCAACGUUUGGAGCAGGAACCCUACAACAUACUCAGUGAAGCAGAUUUUCAAAAGGACAAACAAAAGAUUGAGGAAGAGGAAAAGAAACUUAAAGCUGCUAUUGAAGAAGCUGAAAAGCAAUAUUCAGAAGUUAGUUCUGAGAUGAAAGAUCUUGAAAUAAAGUCUAAACAAUUUGAGGAAUUGGAAGAGCGGUACUGGCAUGAAUUCAACAGUUUUCAGUUUCAGUUGACAUCUCACCAGGAAGAAAGAGAUGCAGUUUUUGCCAAGAUAGAAGUUUCCCAGGUUCAUUUGGAACUGUUGAAGCGUACUAAUGUUCUCAAUGAUGCAUUCUAUAUUUCACAUGAUGGAGUAAUUGGAACAAUAAAUAACUUCCGCCUCGGACGCCUUUCCAAUGUAGAGGUUGAGUGGGAUGAGAUAAAUGCUGCUUGGGGUCAGGCUGCACUGCUGUUGCAUACCAUGGCUCAGUAUUUCACCCCAAAAUUCCAAUACCGAAUCAAGAUUCACCCUAUGGGAAGCUAUCCAAGAGUCACAGACAUCCACAAUAAUACAUAUGAACUGUUUGGUCCCGUGAAUUUGUUUUGGAGCACCCGAUUUGACAAAGCCAUGACAUGGUUUCUGACUUGCCUGCAAGAGUUUGCUGAGUUUGCCAUAAGUUUGGAUAAGGAGAACAAUGUUCCACCUGAAAAAUCACUGAAGCUUCCCUACAAGAUUGAUGGUGACAAAGUAGGGAGCCACACGAUCGUCCUAAGUUUCAAUAAGAAUGAAAACUGGACCAAGGCGCUGAAGUACAUGCUGUGCAAUCUGAAGUGGGUUCUCUACUGGUUUAUUGGCAACACAAGUUUUGCACCACCCUCGGGAUCACUGCACACACAAUCUCUGAAGAACAAGGGUUGA